CGUAAGCCCGCGACCCAUUCGUUUCCCAAUACCCGAAACGAGAAAAAAAAAAAAAGGCUGCCACCCCUUGCCUUGACUUUCUACCUGAAUCUUUUCUGGCACAUUGAGACAGCUCGCAUGCUUGUGUAAGAGGCAACACACGAGCAUCUCAUCAUGGCGGGCUCAGACGAGUCUGCCACCACCACAACCACCACCACCAACAACCCCUCAUCGACAACAGCCACCGCCGCCGCCGCUCCCGCUGCCGAUUCGGAGGCAGCUGACCAGCUACCGAAUGGCACUCGUGCACCAGAUGCAACCGCAACUGCAACCGCGACUGCAACUGCACCUACGCUUACGCAAAAGCAAACUUCUGCUGCGGCCAUGACGAGCGACAUGCCCGAGGUGGACGACUUCGGCCUACCCAUCAGACGAUACGUGUCACCGCCGCCCGAGGAGACCGAUCAGACGACCGACGCUCAAUCUCAACCGAACGAAUCCCAACCGAAGCCAGUCCACGAUGGGCAGAUUGCAGACGGAAGCAACGAGACAGCUCCUUCAACGGUGAAGAAGGAAGUGAACGGCAAAGACGGCGAGUCGGAAAGUGACGAUGACGAAUUCAAGGACGCUCAAUCCGAGCAGCCGGCCACAGCCGUUGUCUCCGGGACGACCUCGAAUACACCAUCAACCCCUGUAACUUCAAAUAUGGACAAAGACGAGGCCAAGGACAAGAUUGUGAUAACUGGGACGGAUGAAGAAAAGGCCAACGACCAGGAUGUUACAGCAGUCGAAAAAGUCGAGCAAGAGCCCAAGGUCCAGGCCAAAGAGGUGGUCGUCGCCAAGACCAGUAUGGAGAAACCAUCAACAAUAGAAGCUCCAACAACCACCAAGAACGAGAGCAAAGACAAGGGCGUUACAACAAACGGCGAAACCGGUCGCAUCGAAUCAAAGGAGUCACAAAGGACAACAGCAGAAGCCAAGCCCAGCGAUCCCGAGCCGCAGCAGCCAGGAUCACCUGCAAAGCUCGUCGACAAGGCAGACGAACCCGGGCCCAAGGUGGCAGAGCCUCCUUCUCCUAAAGCGCAGCACAAGAGGGACCAGAGCAAUGCUAGCAACGUUGGCGUCUCGGAGUUCUCUCAUCAACAACUGACGUCAGACAAAAAGGAGGACGAUGACAAUGAUGACGGCGACUGGCAAACGAUGCCCGCAUUCGCCCCGUACGAUAUUUAUGACGAUGACAACAGACUUGUCGCAAAGGAGUUCAAGGAGGAUGAAGUUGACGAAACCUACGGCUACGGUGGCCUCGGCGGUGCAGGAAAGGGAUAUACCCGCGUAAUUAUGGACGAUGACGCCGAAUCAGCAACGAGCAUGGACGACAAUACCCAAUACCUCUUCAAAGAAGUGAAUGGCACGAGUAUCGGCGAAGACGAUAGCGAGGCCCGUGAUGCCGUCUCUCAGAUGCAGGCGACUAAGGACCUGCUGACGGAAGGGCAGAGGAUUGCCUACGUGGGGUUGACGAGACUAGAGGUUCACAAUAUGGUCAAGGAGGCCGAGAGCGUCGAACACACAAGGAGCGCAAAGAAGGACGUCACAAUGUCGGCCGAAGCAACCAAGAUGUGGGGUCAGAAGAUGAUGGUCCGUCUCUACACUCACAUGGACAUCAGCUCUGCCGAGCAAAUCAUGGUUGAACAACUCAGCGACCACGGCGUGGUGCCGUCGGACUUGACUCCGAUAUUGAUGGCCAACGCCCGUGUCAAGAACCCCAUGGCCGACGACGAAGACGAAACGCGCAGCUGUCUCUCCGUCACAUCGCCGAGAGAAUCCCGUAGCUCGCUUUCCGUAACCUCGCCGAGGAGUAUGGGCCCCCCUUCACCCGCACUGUCCCAAAAUGAGAAAGCAGCCGAGGCGCCACCGCCAUACGAAGCGCACGAAGGAGAGGAGCUGCCCCCCGUCAAGACCCCGGCUCAAAUGGUCACUUCUGACAAAAUCGACAUUGACCUGCGUUGGACGGUGCUCUGCGACUUGUUCCUUCUUUUGAUUGCCGAUUCGGUGUAUGAUUGCAGAUCAAGAAUUCUCUUGGAACGGGUCGGUAAGAGUCUUCAAAUCGACUGGUUGGAUGUCAGAAAGUUUGAGAAGAAGGUGACGGACGCGCUGGAGAUGCAGCAGGCCGCAGAGCAGGAGAAUUGGAACGAGGAUGAGCAUAUGGAGCACCGAAGAAAACAAGCUCUCAAGAAGCGCUACAUGAUGAUGGGGUUGGCUACCGUGGGUGGUGGUCUGGUCAUUGGCCUCUCGGCGGGUCUCCUCGCUCCCGUCAUUGGUGCUGGAUUGGCUGCUGGCUUCACAACCAUUGGAGUCACGGGCACUUCUACCUUUCUCGGAGGAGUCGGCGGAGCUGCCAUCAUUACUUCCAGUGCCGCGGCAUCCGGUAGCGUUAUCGGUGGCCGAGCGGCAAACAGGAGGACGGGAGCCGUCAAGACGUUCGAGUACCGGCCGCUGCACAAUAACAAGCGAGUGCAUCUCGUCGUUACGGUGGCCGGAUGGAUGACGGGUAAGGUGGAUGACGUCCGUUUGCCAUUCAGUACCGUGGAUCCUAUCAUGGGCGACUUGUACUCCGUCUACUGGGAACCGGAGAUGUUGAGGAGUAUGGGUGACACCAUCAACAUCCUCGCUACAGAGGCCCUGACGCAAGGUCUCCAACAAGUCCUGGCAAGCACAAUCUUGACCAGUUUGAUGGCUGCCCUAUCAUUACCCGUCGUCUUGACGAAGCUGGCGUACCUGAUUGACAACCCUUGGAGUGUAUCGCAAGACAGGGCCUGGUCUGCAGGUCUCAUUCUGGCGGACUCUUUAAUCGACAGAAACCUGGGAACGCGCCCAAUCACACUUGUUGGAUAUUCACUUGGUUCAAGAGUCAUCUUCUCCUGCUUAUUGGAGCUGGCGAGAAAGGGGGCUUAUGGCCUGGUUCAGAACGUCUACCUGUUCGGCUCCCCCUUGAUCAUCAAGAAGGAUGAAUACCUCAGAGCCCGCACUGUUGUUCCAGGAAGGUUUGUCAACGGAUACAGCAGCAAUGACUGGAUCCUCGCCUACCUAUUCCGUCUGACUGGCGGUGGCCCUCGCAAGGUGGCUGGUCUGGCCCCUAUUGAGGAUCUACCAUGGAUCGAGAACUUUGAUGUCACAGAAUUUGUCAAGGGUCACAUGGAGUACCGUAAGGCUAUGCCGCGUCUCCUCCGAGAGUGCGGAUGGCUCGUGGAGAGCGACGAAUUCACCGAAAUCGAAGACGCCGACCCCGAUAAUCACCAAGAGCGUCAGCGAGAGCUCAUCAACGAGAUUGAGGAAGCUCGCAAGGAGCUCGAGAGGGAGGGGCAGAAGAAGAAGAGUCGAUUUUCCAUCUUUGGACGAGGGAAGAAGGCAGACAAGGAAAAGUGGGAGAUUUACGAAGACUCGGCAAAGGAUGGAAGUAAGCCGAACCCGAGGACGGAAGAUACGGAGGGUAACAACCACGGUGUACUGUUUGACGUGGAGGCGAUCCGAGCCGAAGUCGCAAAGACCGCAACAACACAGGAGGAGCCCGAAGAGUUCCAAGUAAAGGAGCUCAAGUCUACACUUCCCCCCAUGAGGCUCGACCUCAGCUCGUCAAACGGAUCGCUCAACCCGCGAGACAGCCUGCGCGAGACGAAGAGCGCGUACGCGGUGCCGGGACGGGCCUCGUACGAGACGACGGGGUCCUACUCGUACACGCCCGAGAGGACGCCGACUUUCCAGGGAAGUCAGACGUUCCCGCCCACACAGAGGUCCGUGUCGCCGUACCACGCGGCGCCGUCCCCGCUCGAGGAGGAGGUGGAGAUGACGUUUGACACUUCCUUUCACGAUCCGCCGCCCGCGCCGCGCCCGCCGCCGAAAGACGACCCUGUCUCUUCUCCUCCCCCACCGCCGCCGUCACGGCCGGAGAUGAAGUCGGCGCAAACGGUGCCUAAUAUGGGGGCGUCGAACCCCUGGGCGGACGUUGAUGACGAUGAUGAUUUUGGCAAAGAGAAGGAGAUUGAGAUGACUUUUGCAUAAUGUCGGCCGAAAUCCAGAUGAAUGGAAAGCAUGGGGCAUGGCUUUUGGUGGCGUAUGAUUAAUUUUUUGCAAGCGAAGUGGAACUUGCUUCGUACGAAAGUGGUGCAGUGGUCUCUAUCACUCUCCCUCUCCCCCUCCCUCCCUGCUUGAGCAAGAGGUUUGCUUUUCCCCAGAUUUGGGGGUUCACCUUUGAAAAAGCCGUGGUUACAGCUCACAUGACAACAAAGCACGCUGUAUUUGUUACACGACUGGGGCAGGAGAUGGUGCUUGUUGGGUUUUCUUGGGUAGCGAUUUUGGAAGGGGUUUUAUUUUACGACUACUAUAAAGCCCCCGUAGACCGUUCGAGUAUAUAAUUUCCACCGUCUGCGAGGACGGUUGCAAAGUAAUACAGGCAAAGAGAGGAAAAUCACAAUCUCUUU
Colletotrichum godetiae is the source of this 4454-nucleotide messenger RNA. RefSeq lists its product as uncharacterized. Lineage: Eukaryota; Fungi; Ascomycota; Sordariomycetes; Glomerellales; Glomerellaceae. The record is from RefSeq and is a predicted model, not a curated record. The coding region runs from base 154 to 4035 and encodes 1293 amino acids. The transcript is spliced from 2 exons.